Sphaerodactylus townsendi is the source of this 4547-nucleotide messenger RNA. It is a transcript of the gene BICC1, whose product is annotated as BicC family RNA binding protein 1. The transcript is spliced from 14 exons. The record is from RefSeq and is a predicted model, not a curated record. The coding region runs from base 16 to 1902 and encodes 628 amino acids. Gene Ontology annotation, molecular function: protein binding; RNA binding. NCBI's taxonomy places the organism in Eukaryota, Metazoa, Chordata, Lepidosauria, Squamata, Sphaerodactylidae. Gene Ontology annotation, cellular component: cytoplasm.
UGUACAUAUAAUGGAAUGGGUUGCCUUCCUCUUGUGCUGAUGUUCGAUAUGAAGGAAGAAAUUGAUGUAGAACCACACUUUAUAACUCAGCUAAUGGAACAGCUGGAUGUCUUCAUUAGCAUUAAACCAAAGCCAAAGCAACCCAGCAAGUCUGUAAUUGUAAAAAGUGUCGAGCGAAAUGCCUUAAACAUGUACGAGGCACGGAAAUGUCUCCUGGGCCUUGAAAGUAGUGGAGUUGCCAUAGCAACGAGCCCGUCCACAGUCUCCUGUCCUGUUGGCCUCUCAUGUCCUGGCUUGGAUAUCGUAUCCUCAGCUGGGCUCGGACUCACUGGACUCGGUCUCCUGGGUCCAACUGCCUUGUCUGUCAACACAUCCACUACUCCAAAUUCUCUCCUAAAUGCCCUUAACAGUUCUGUUAGUCCUUUGCAAAGCCCCAGUUCAGGCACGCCCAGCCCAACAUUAUGGGCUUCUUCCAUUGCCAAUACAAGUGCCACAGGGUUCUCUGCUAUUCCCCAUCUGAUGAUACCGUCUACGGCUCAGGCCACAUUAACUAGUAUACUUUUGUCAGGAGUGCCAAACUAUAGCCAGAACACUCCAUCUCCCCCUCCCGGCUUAACCCCUGUCGAUAUCCACGUCAACGGCAUUCAAACGGAGAGCAAGAAAAGCCAAACUUCUUUGAAUGGCCACGUAAAGACCUCAGCUAUUAAGUAUUCGGCUCUGUCUGCUGCAUCACUUGGUGAAAACGUAUUAAGUUCAAACCACAAUGAUCCAUCUCGGCAGUCGAGUAGCCAUAAUGCCUCCGAACAAGUGACCACCAAGGCGAACUCCGGAGAAGGUUGCAAUGACGCUUUUGUGGAAGUGGGCAUGCCAAGGAGCCCGUCGCAUUCCGCAAGUUCCAGUGAUCUGAAGCAAAUGAUCAGUUCCUCCAAGCCGCCCUGUGCCAAGAGGCAGACGGUCGAAUUGCUGCAAGGCACCAAAAACUCGCACUUACACACUGCAGAGAGGUUGCUGUCAGAUUCCGAGCUGAGUGCUUCGGAGGGCCCUGUGGCAGAUAAAAAAGCCCCUGGAAGCGAGCGAGCGGCUGAGAGGGCUGCAGCCGCCCAGCAGAAUUCCGAAAGGGCACGUCUCGCUCCACGGACGUCGUAUGUGAACAUGCAGGCAUUUGACUAUGAACAGAAGAAGCUAUUGGCAACCAAAGCUAUGUUGAAGAAGCCCGUUGUCACAGAGGUGAGGACGCCCACCAACACUUGGAGUGGCCUGGGCUUCUCCAAAUCGAUGCCAGCUGAAACAAUUAAGGAACUAAGACGAGCUAACCACGUGUCAUACAAGCCAUCUAUGACGAUAACUUAUGAGGGCUCAUCAAUGUCCCUCUCGCGGUCCAAUAGCCGGGAGCACCUGGGAAGCAGUAACGACUCUGGCAACUGGAGGGAUCAUAAUGGCAUUGGCCCUGUGGCUCCCAACAAUUUUGUCUCAUCCAUUGGCAGCCCGAAACGGAAACAAAACAAAUCAACUGAACAUUAUCUCAGCAGCAGCAAUUACAUGGACUGCAUCUCUUCGCUGACCGGAAGCAACGGCUGUAACUUGAACAGUCUAUUUAAAGGAUCAGACCUGCCUGAGCUUUUUAGCAAACUGGGCUUGGGCAAAUACACAGACAUAUUCCAGCAACAAGAGAUUGAUCUUCAGACGUUCCUAACUCUCACAGAUCAGGAUCUGAAAGAGCUUGGGAUUACUACUUUUGGAGCACGAAGGAAAAUGCUGCUUGCAAUCUCAGAACUGAACAAAAACCGGAGAAAACUGUUUGAGCCUUCCAGCAUCCGUGCCUCGUUCCUGGAAGGCGGCGCCAGCGGACGGCUGCCCCGUCAGUAUCACUCGGACAUUGCUAGUGUGAGCGGCCGCUGGUAGCAGGAAAGGGAAGCUCUUGCCGUUGACUGCGCAACCUGACAUGGCGAUCCUGUGGACAGCCAUCACCGCACACACCUUCUGCACUUUGGGAGUCUAGGUACCGAGGACCAAAGCCUUUCGUUGUCUGCACAAAUCCUUGUGCCAAAAAAAUAGAGAGAGAGCAAUCACUUGUUUUCUCUUUCCAAGCACCAAAAUGUGGAUUGUUUUACUCAUGUAGAUCGGACAGAAUUUGCAAUAUAAUAUAGGGUUCCUUAGUAUUUUAUUACUUAUAAUAACCUUAUUGUAUGCACUGAAAUUUUUUUUUUUACUUCUUUGAACGAAGAGUGAAGGGCUGGGAUACCAGAGGGGCAUAGCAUGCGGUUUUUUUUAGCAAGAAGGUAUUUCUGGUACUGCUUAAUAAUUAAUUAAUUGAGGUCUUUCUGCACUUUAUGUCUUCUGAUUUCUUGUCCUGUGGAAAUUUGGUUUCCCUCUAAUUUCCAUGGAGAGGGGGGAAAAAAACAAUUAUUGUCUGGCACUAAUCGACGUUUGUCACGUGUGUUCCCACAUCAGAUGGAAAAAUCUUUACCCAUAAACGGUACAGGCAAAAUCAAAUUUUGAUUAUUUCUUCAUUUCUCCCCCACUCCUUAAGUGUAAAGAAGUCUUCCAUAAUCAGAUGCCUUGGUACUUGGAGCCUACCCUGUUUUCUCACUUUUGGGAAAGCAGAUUUUUGCAGCUGAGCAAGCGCACUGCAAAAAGACGCAACGAAAGACCAAAAUGGACCUUAUUGCCAUCCAUUUAACCCUAUUUAACUGCUGCCAGUAAUGCUAAAACUGAUUUUAAUGGUUGUCUCAACGCAAAGGACUAUUUUUAGUAUAUACUGCCACUAAAUGACACUUUAUUUAUAGCAAACGUCUUAUUUUUUAGAAUCUGUACACGUAGCAUGCAUCGGAGAUUCAGUCAACUAAAAAGUUGAUCCUAGAGAACGGGGAGGGGAUUUUCAUCAAACCAGAGCUCUGAGCCAUCACUGUGCUUAAACAGAGCAUUUAUUUCAAGGGACAAGACAGACCUGUUGCAUUUAGGUGGAGAAGGAUAUUGCUUGCAUGGCUCUUCCUCGGGCGAUAGAAGAACACAUUCCCAACAGCUGCCAGACAUCCAGUUGUAUUAGUCAAUUCAAAGACAUUAUUGUCAGCUAUGGGAGUUUUGAAAUGAGCAGCUUCCAAAACCCUGUGUUGACUAUCCCUGGAAAGAGUCCAUGUUACGCAUGGCUAGAAUUAACCAUUGUGUUCUAUACUGUGAAAGGUCAAGAAAUCUGGUUUAUGCUAUUUCUGUCAUUUUUUGCAAGACGACCAGGUACAGAUUUAUAAAGUGAAAGGGAUAGUGUGGAGUGCCUCUCUGCGAUGCAAUAUUGUCCAAACAUGAAUUUAUGAAAGGAAAACGUUCCCAUAGCAAGUAUUGUGAAUUAACUUGUACUGUAAUGUCUUAUUUAUGUACAAUGUACAGACCCUUUAAAGUGGAUGUAAACCACUCACAACUGAAGGCAUUAGACUUAAAUUGGUUUAUCAUAGUGUUUUUUUAAAAAAAAAAUGCAACACCUGGUGGGGAGAGAUAGCUGUGACACGUUCUUCAGAUAAUUCUUUUCUAGGGUGAGGAAAAACAUACACACAAAAGGGAUUUUUUUUUUAAAGCGAGAGCAUAGAUGCAGUAGUAAUCUGUUAUCCAAUUUUGCCAGUGGCCGUACAACAGAGCAGUUUGUUUCUGCUUCUGAAACAACUGUCCAUUGCCUUCCACAGGCCAAGUGAGCGCUUGCAGGGCCGCAGAGAGACUUCGGGGGUAUGUGUGAACUCAUUCGUUCAAACUGGUAACCCAAACUCCCGUUUUGUAACGUAGCAGGUACUUCUGCAUUUGCAGUUAACGUAGAGAUCCUGAUACUAAAAACACUAAAUUUUUAAUCACGAGUACUCACUUCGGUAUGAGUCUGUUCCUGUGUUGUAAAGUUAAGCACUUGUGUUAACAGAUCAGAAUCUCUGCUUGCCCGUGUAAGUUAUUGUUAACCAAAAUGAAACUUGGGUUUCGGAUGGGGCGGUUACUUAUAAGAGCACCAAUAGUCUCUUCUAGACUUAUAUUGCCCCACUUCCCAAGUAAACAUUCUUUUCCUCCUAAGAACUGUGGAUAUUGCAUUUUUCAUUGUUUUUUCUAUUUAAAAUGUCAUGUGUUACGACAGUAUUAUUCCAGAAACUGCAAUUAAACUACUGUGAUCUAUGCUGAAGUGAAGAAUUUUCCAGGUAUAAGAAUAAAGAUAGAACUGCACAUUCUCUCACACAAUCUCACACACCACACUGGAAAAUUUCAUUUUUUUUCUCACUCCUUUUGAUUCCACAAAAGGGAAUAUGGCAGUGCAGUAUUCUGUAUUGUCAAUCUGGUAUUAAUGCACAAAAUUGUUGAAACAUUAGUUUUAAAUUUGUGCCUUUAUAGUGACCAGUUAUCUGUAAAUAUAGAGCAGAUACAGAUUGUAUUUGGGGAGAAAAGGGGUCCUUUUUUAAUGAUUCUUUUUUUAAAAAAUAAAUAAAUGAAAGAUGGAAUAAAGCAUUUACAAAUGGGAAUUUCUGAAACUAAUCAAAUGUUACAUGAAAGAAUAAAUUUAUAUAACCCCCUUGGUACACUGCUUA